AGAUUUUAGUUUUCAAACAUUAUAUGAAAUUUAUAUAAUAUGAAGACUACUCAGAAAUACGCCUGUUAAUUAUUUCAAAAUAUCAGUUGACACUUGACGUUUAGAUUUUUCGGCGUUUACUUGUCACGGGCCAUCAGGUAACGAGAUUGAGCUGUAAUCAUGGCUUUGACGGCAAUGUUACGCCGUACCCUUAUAAAUGGCACAUUAUAUUCAGCGGCCUCUUUGCGUUUUGCGUCUACACAGCAAGAAAAAAAAGUGUUCUUUGAUGUCUCUGCUGAUGGCGAACCCUUAGGCCGCAUAGUUAUGAAACUGAACACAGAAGAGGUCCCGAAGACUGCGGAGAAUUUCAGAGCUCUGUGUACUGGAGAGAAAGGAUUUGGUUAUAAAGGUUCAUCGUUCCACAGAAUUAUUCCUGACUUUAUGUGUCAAGGAGGAGAUUUCACUAAUCACAAUGGCACUGGUGGCAAGUCUAUCUAUGGUAGAACUUUCCAAGAUGAGAACUUUAAGUUGAAGCACACUGGCCCCGGCAUUCUAUCUAUGGCUAAUGCUGGUCCUAACACAAACGGUUCUCAGUUCUUCAUUACAACCACUACAACUCCAUGGCUGGAUAGGAAACAUGUUGUAUUUGGAUCAGUAGUUGAAGGAAUGGAUGUUGUGCGUAAAAUGGAAAAUCUUGGGUCAAAAAGUGGUAGACCUUCUAAAAAGGUUGUUAUCCAAGAAUGUGGUGAGUUAGACUGAAUAACUAAAAUAGUUUUAGUGUCGUAAUAUUGAUGUAUCAAGUUGUUUAUAGUUUUGAGUAUGCUUUGUGGUUGUAAUUUUUCAGCAGUUGUUGAACAAAAUAAAAGUAUGUAGUAUAAUAUAUGUAGUUUUAUAUAAUUUUUAAAUCUACAACUCCUUAAUGAAAAAUAUUUAGUUAUAGUAUGGUUGGUUUCUAAAUUGAAUAAAAUAGAUAUAUCUUAAAGUUAAAAGAUAUUAUAGCUUGAAAAGACAUAGUGUAUAAAAAUUUCUAAUAAUAAUGUCUAUAAUUUGUCUAGGCAUACUGGAAAUUGCAAUGCAAGAAAACCAAUGAGGUUAUAAGGAAUAAACAAAUAAAAUAUCCUUAAAAAUG
Molecule: messenger RNA, 1108 nt
Organism: Danaus plexippus (monarch butterfly)
Lineage: Eukaryota; Metazoa; Arthropoda; Insecta; Lepidoptera; Nymphalidae
Product: peptidyl-prolyl cis-trans isomerase-like
Exons: 2
Coding region: 160-738 (192 amino acids)
Biological process (GO): protein peptidyl-prolyl isomerization; protein folding
Molecular function (GO): peptidyl-prolyl cis-trans isomerase activity
Source: RefSeq, a predicted model, not a curated record